Molecule: messenger RNA, 7270 nt
Organism: Bursaphelenchus xylophilus (pine wood nematode)
Lineage: Eukaryota; Metazoa; Nematoda; Chromadorea; Rhabditida; Aphelenchoididae
Source: the annotation of a GenBank genome assembly
AUGGGCAGUGGAUUUGAGCGCGAGGUUCGAGUAAAAGGACCCUCGGAGGUUAAGGUUAAUCUCAAUUUGUCUAUCAAAAUGUGAGCGAGCACUUUCGCUGCAAAUUCUGUUUACAGACGGUUCAAUUAUUGUAAUUUUGACUGUAAUUAUCGACAAGUUCGGUUCCGCACUUUACAAAAACCAAACGUUCGACGGCUUGUACCCAGAAAAGUGGAAACGCGUGACUAACCCGCUGCUCACGCCAUUGGGUACAAACACUUGCACGAUUUUUAAAAUAAGAUUGUAGCUUCGCAAGUUCUUUUUGUGUUUGCUAAAGGAGGAAUGUCAUAGACCUUAGGUGCAGCUACAAAAGAUACGGCAAGUACGAAGUCAGGGUUACUCAAAUUUACUGCUCUUUUCUGACCAUGGAGCUUAGUGAUGAGGAGUGUAGGAUGUUGAUUGCAAACCGAAGCUUUGACCGGAUUUUUGAACUGUAUGAGAUUAGGCCGGCUACGGAGUAUGAUGUUCAAGGUAAGUGGUGUGUUUACCAGAGAAAGUACUCCAAGUACGACGCUCAGAUUUAGAUAAAAUUUGGUGCAGAUUUAGAAUAUUUUUUCUAAAAUAUUUGCGAAACUCCUAACUCUCGCGUUUUGUAAAAAUAACUGGGAUUUCUUCGACAGUGAUCUACCAAAAUUUGACACUUUGUUUUGCAAAUUUAAUCAUUGAUUUUCAAAUCAGAAGUUGGCAAAAAACGACCCUUCUUUGCGAAUUCUGGCGUCAUACAUAGGUUAAUGUUUCCUGGAAAAAAUAGUUUCUUCCGCGCGAACGGUUUCAAGUGCGACGCUCAGAUUUUCUUCAAGUCAUCCGCAUACUUCUGAUGCAAGUGUCGAUUUCCAAAGGUUUUAGCUUGCCCUUUGAAGACGAGAUAUUCGAAAAUCAUUACGGACAUUACGCGGAAUGAGAGGGGUUGGCAUAGAAAAAGGCAUUCCUUGAACAUAGCAAUGCCAUUUUCGAAUAAAGUUGAUUUUUUUUGUGCAGCAAGUGUCCUCUAAGGUGGUUAUUUGAAAGGCUUUGCUUGUGAGGAAGCUACAAUUUGCAAUAUGGCCAACCUGCAUCUACAUAUCUUUUCAAAAAUUCUUUCAGUGAUCCACAGGUCCGUAAUGUUCGUCAUCUGCGUCACAAGCUGCUCGAUGAAUGCCUUCCUCUUCUACAUCAUCAUCACUCAAUCGGAGAGUAUACGAAGCGCCAAAGGGCUCAUCAUGUUCAGCUGCAUUUAUGAUUUCGUAUUUGCUUUGUUCAAUAUGCAAAUGGGUUCAGUAAGUGAAGCCUUCCACAGUCAAUCCCCUUUUCAGCUGCCUUCAUCCGUUCUUGGGAUCGCCUUCAACUACAGCAAUCAGCUUAUUCGAUUUGAAGACUACCGAAUCAUGGAGGUUCUGAAGACCAUCGCGGGGAUGAGUUUCCUCGGAACGUGGCUCAACAUCCCAAUCCAAUUCCUGUGGAGAUUUCACAUAUUCCGGUAGUAAGUGUGGGUAUCGUCGUAUUUUCAUUCCGUUGGAACGCAUAUCAAUUCCUGAAACUUUUUACUUGCGAUUUGCAAGCACAGCCGAGAUAUUCAACAAUCUUUACGGCCGUGAGGGUACGAGAAAUACGGAGGACGGUCAAAAAAAAUUUUUUUGUCAAUAUCUUUGCCGGUUUCGCGAGGCAAAAACUGAUUUUCUAUGGAAACAUUGCAACGGAAUGUGUAAAUAGGCAGUGCCAAAAUUCGCAAGGAUAGGAUAGUCAGAUUUGAUAUCUUACGGCCCAAAAAUCCCGAUUUUUCGUGCAAAAAAACGGGUUAGGAGCUUGCUUAUGUCUUACAAGCAAAGUACUUCUAUGGGGUAAAAAGGCAGCUAAUUUUUACAUAUUCUGAAUCAGAAAAAUUUUGUGAAUUUUUUAUGUAUUAUAUCUCGACCUGUAACUCCAUACCCCAUAGAAGUAUUAUACUUUCCUUGUUAGAAGGAAGUCGUCUAAAUUUGUGCUAAAAAUGAGCUCCAUCAAAAUCUGAGUGUCACACCUUGCCCGCCUGUUUCACUAUUUUUUCAAUCGUCUUUUCAGCGGCUGUGCACCUCGAGGAAUCUACCUCUAUGUCCUCGCGAUUUCAUCCUCUCUCAUCUUUAUCGUGGCUGGCACAAUCAACAGCCGCGCUUUUGGUAGUGCUACGGAAGAGGACAGGAUUCUGAUACGGCGUAUUAUACACGCCUACGGCUUCAAAGAUGUCCGGCUUUCGGAGGUUACCGGAAGCUUCAACGUAAGCCGCAAUUGGUUAAUACCUUCGAGGCUUUUAGACCACGGACCGCUACAAAGCUAGUAAUUAUAUGAUCAAAUUUCUUUUAUUUGGCUCAUACUCUGUCGCAAUCGCCGUGGACCUGAUCAUGUCGUAUUAUUGGAGGACGCAGGAGCAGUACACAAGCGAUCGGACCAGGAAAAUGUUCUCCGCGGUGAAAGUGACGUUUCGAUUGAUGGUAAGGGCGUUGUAAAAACGUCGAGAGCAGUCACAGAAAAAAACUUUCUGGCCGUAACUUUGUCAGUCUCCUACGGAAAAUUGUUUUUUUUUGUGGAAAUGACAACGUCUACGGUAGAAGUAGGCGUGAAUGGAAAGGCAAUUUGACUUUGCCGCGGCACAGUUCAUUUGCUCAUUACUUUCUUGACAGACUGAUAGAAUAUACGGUUCGGAAUGUCUUUUUUCUGUGCACAAAUGUCAUACUCAGUUUUUUCGUAAUUCUGUCGCUCUUUCAGGCAGUAGGGCCUCUUCUUACCGCCGUCCUUCCCGCUUAUCUCAUCCGAGCUUUUGGUACCGCCUGCACUUUCCACCCAUGGAUUAUGAUGACGGUCUCGUGGCUGGUCGUAUUCCAAAGUAUGAUAAACGCAGUAACAACGUUGUGGUUCAUACAACCCUAUCGAAGAUUUGUCUUGAGCCUCGGAAAAGUUAGGACCUCAACUUUCGUCACGGAUAUUACUGGAAUGACUAUGUAAAAAUUAACAGACGAAUGAAAAAAGUUGGACAUGGUAUGUAACUUAUUUGAGAGUAAAUAAUGUGGCUGUGUAUAUAUAUAUAUUAUAUAUUUUCUUUUAAUCCAUAUUUAGUCUGUCAAGAAAAUAAUGAGCUCCCUGUCGCAUCGUAAACCGCAUCGCACGGCAAACCGUAAUAGAACAAAAAUGUCUCCCGCCCACUUUUGAGUUUCGUCCAAACGAAGUGUCACAACUGACAAAAUAAAUGCAAUAAUUUCGAGAAAAAUAUUUUUCCAUCGAAAAACCACACGAAAAAUUCUGUUGUGACAUUUGGUGUGAAUUUUACCGAUACUGGGUGUGCGAAGCGCCGAAACGAGGAGGGAGACUCCCUGGGUUGCCGUGCAUCGCCGCCGAGAGAAUUAAUUGUGUCGUCGCAAAAUCAAACUGAUUUUAACGUCAGCGACACCAUCGGCGUAGUGACAUUGUGCUCGUUAUUUUUCCGACAGUCCGAUAGAAAGCCUUGCGACGCCAUUUUUUGCAGCGAAAAAUCAUUUUUUUCAGAGAGCGCCAAAAUCCCGGGGUCGCGAUAAAUACUUUAUGGCCCGAGUAGCGUAAGAGUUCCUUAUUCUGGCCACAACUUAUAAUUUUGCGGAAACUGGCCAGAAUUAGCCUAAAUUUGGCAUGCAUUCUCAAUUCAUCAAUGUCAAUGCCCGGACAUUGUAUUUAGUUAGUGAGGUACCUUCUUUUUUACCUACCACCUUUUCGCUUUGAGAUUCAAAAUUUUAAUUUUGCUUCGGCCCGGCGGCCAAGCCUAGUCGUGACGCAAUUUUUACGGCUUGAGUGACGAAACGUCACACACUGUUUUCUCGCUUGCUCUAAGGAUACGUUCUAUGGAUUGUAUGCGAAACUUUGUACCGAAUGCCUCAGCCUUUAGUCUGGUACAGCUGUUGGCAGCCUACAAUCGGUUGUUUUUCCCGUUGCAUUCUCGGCGCGCUUUUUGUAGCGAAAAUUAUGCGUCGUUUUUGACAGCUCACUUGUUUAAAGGAAGUAUAGUUAUGGGGUUGAGUCAGGAGGAAUGCAAUGAGCUGUUGGCCAAUCGCAACUAUGAUCCGAUUUUUGAAUGGUACACUGCGAAUCCGGUCACCGCAUACGAUGUGCAAAGUAAGUUUUUUUUUGAGUUUGGAGGAAUUCUUGUCCUUCCGUAAAAUGGCAAGGUCAAGAUCGUUACAUUACUAGCGCUUGAAGACCUUUCCUUGUAAAGCAAAAUCUAGCUUUUUCCUAUCUUUAGCGAUCCAUAAGGUUGUCGAGGCGCUGAUCUGCUCGGCCGGCUGCGGCCUAAACCUUUUCCUGCUCUACGUGAUCGUCCAGCCAUCGGAGAGGCUCAGAAGCGUGAAAGACUUUCUCAUGUUCGGCUGUAUCUACGACAUUCUCCUUGCCGCCGUCAAUAUGCAAAUGGAAACGGUUCGUUUUUAUUGUUGUUUUCGUCUUUGCAAAAAGACUGAUAUUUAAUAAUAAUAUCAGUCAGUCGGGGGAAAUAAUGUGGGUUUUUCGCAACAAAAUUUUACGGCUAUUGUCGUAAAUCAAAUUUCCAGCCGCGGCUAGCCCUCCAAGAGCAGCGACAAAUCCACAUUAUUUCCCCGACAGACUGAUAUCAAAUCGAAAAUCAAAAAAAUGUUAACUGGGAUACUUGUUUCAGUUCCCCUACACCGUACUCGGCGUUGCAUUCAGCUACGACAACAUCAUCUUGCGGUCCUCCAAAUACCGUGUAACGGGUAUUCUAAAAUCUGCUGCCCGAACUAUCUUUUUCGGGUCGUGGAUCAUCAUUCCCGUUCAGUUCCUUUGGCGAUUUCAUGUUUUUCGAUAGUAAGUAUCAACAUUUUCAAUUCCAUAAAGUGCAGGGACAUUCUUUCGCUUCCCCCCGGUGCAUUUGAACUUUUUCCUACGGCACAAAGUGGGGGUUUUGCACGAUGCAAAAUGAGGGUUUUGCACAUUGCAAAAUGGGGUUUUUUGCACGAUGCAAUGUGGAGUUUUUGCACGGUGCAAAAUGGGGGGUUUUGCACGGUUCAAAGUCGGCGUUUUUGCACUGUGCAUAUGGUCGUUUUACACGGUGCAAAAUGAGGGUUUUAUACUGUGCAAUAUAGGGUUUUUGCACGGCGCAAAAUGGGGGUUUUGCGCAAUGUAAAGUGGAUGUUUUGCAGGGUGCAAAAUGGGGGUUGUAGUAUAUAAAGUCUCAAUAUUUUCAGCGGUUGUGCCCCACGAGGAAUUUUUUUUUAUUUGAUGUGGAUAGUGCCAACAAUUGUGUGUCUGACUGCCGGCUCCCUCAACUACAACAUGUAUGGGUUUUCGACACAUGAAGAGAGAGUCCUCAUACAAAAGAUUGUGUUCUACAGUGGCUUUAAAGACGUGGCAUUAGCGGACGUCACUGGGACAUAUAUGGUAAGGAAUGUAUGUCAUAUUUUGCAUCAACGUUCAGAGCAGUCAACGCUAUUCAAUCCACAACACGUGCAUUAAAGUACUGUUGGGCGGCUGUUACGUGGUCACGAUCGUUGUGGACGUCGCCAUGUCCAGGUACUGGUCGUCUCACAGACUGGACGCUCAUCAUCGGACCAGAAAGAUGUUUUACGGAGUGAAAUACGCACUUCGGGUAAUGGUAAGGAAUGUUAUUUGGAAUUCCACCUGUAAAGACGUUCUCGGUUGUGAUUAAGAUUUGUAGUUGGCAUUCGUGAAAAGAGCAUGGCAUACACAUUGUCUAGAGAAGCGUUUACAGCCGUCAUAACCUUUUCGCGAAUAUUUGUGACAGUUUGACCGCUUAAAAUACAAAAAUUUGUCCUUGUGUACAGUGGAAGUACUCCAACGUUUUAUUAUAUUAUAUGUAUUUUAAUGAAGCUUGGCACAAAUUUAAAAGCAUAGGUAAUUUUUUACGACAUAUGCCGAACUCCUAGCUCGGUUGAGAAAAGCUUGCUGCGAUGUUGUACUGGCAUCGUGCAAGAGGUCAAACGCACGUCGCAAAAAGAGGUUUGUGCAAGGGCCUCCCGACAGAAAGUCUACGCACUUUAUGAAGCGACUGGUAGGAGGGGUCGACCGGGAUAGACGUAAUACAGGCCAGACAAUAUCCUAUAUUCUUUAUCCAGUCAAACGUUACAAUAGCACAAAAUACAACAAGGAUAGUCUCGGGCAGACGGAGAAGGUCAAUUUUGCGCCAAAAUUAACCUUUGUGCUAUAAAGCUCUUCUACAACGAGCAAAUUAUUCUUUCCAUUGCAAUUUGUCGUACCAAUGCUCUACUGUAAUAUAAUAGAAUAGCAUGAUUUUUUCAGGCAAUUGGCCCCUUCAUAACGGGAGUGAUCCCAGCAAUUCUUACAAGGUACUCCGGCACCGCCUGCACUUUGAACCCAUGGAAUAUGAUGGCUGUCUCGUGGUUAAUCGGAUGCCAUAGUCUUUUUAACGCAAUCACCACCUUCUAUUUUAUUCGACCUUGCCGGAGAUAUUUACUUUCCUGUCUGAAGCGGCAAAGCACACUGGAGCCGUUUGUGGUUGGAACGGACGCGUCAAGUAGGACUGGCUAAAGUUGUUCGUAAUAAACGUUUGUUCUUCACUUGGCUUUGAGUUUCUUACGGUGACAGUAACAGUGCAUGUCGCGGAAGUCACUCCAGCGACAUUGCAAACGCACUAGUACGCGUAUUAUCAGUCUGUCGGGAAAAUAAUGAGCAUUAUGUAGCAACGCCGAUCGCAUCGUUGAAGUGAAAAGCAAUUUGAUUUUGCCGCGACACAAUUCAUUUUCUCAACCGCGAUGCGAUUCUCGCAGCUACAGGAUGCUCAUUAUCUUCCUUGUCACACUGAUAAUUCAAUUAUUCUUGCGGAGGCCGUGAAUAAAAAUGGAAGUUUUGAGCGGAAAUUGAAGACAAUUGCUUUUGGGCGGAAUUUGAUUCCAUUUUAAUCCAGCUGGACGCUUGGUCUUGCCACUAAUGCUUCAGCAAGUAUAAUGGGGGAACUUUAAUGCCUCUUAAUUUUACGCACAUGUUGUGCCUCUUCCGCAUACAAAUUUUUGAAAUUUUUAGUUUGUGUUUUUCAUUCGCAGCCGAGAUAUUUGGCAAUAUUUGUCGUGGUAGAGAGUGCGCAAAAUGCGGAGAGCAGCCGAAAAAGCUUUUGGCUGUAUCUCGGCGAAAUCCGAUCAGUUUCGAGCCUUCUCUGGUGAAAAGAAACGUUCUCCGCAUUUCGCAUAGUCCCUCGUUGAUACAACUCCUCGGACAUAUCGGCCCUGCCAAGAGCGAGCUGAAAUUUUCAGAAGUUUGUGCACCAUACUAG